AGAGCCCUUAGGGCCUUGGGGCUCGAGCUGAGCUGUUCUGGCCUUGGCUUCGCUGGCUGAUGGCGUGCCUUGGGAUGCUGUAAGCAGGUGGGGACUGACCAAGAAUGCCAAAGAGCAAGCGCAGCCAGGAUGAUGAGGAAGAGGGGGUGAUUGUCGCAGCUGCCAGCAAAAUCCUGGGUGGCUUUAGGGCAUGCCUGGGAAAAUUCUCAUCCAGCAAGCCGCCGGAGCCAGCCACAGAGGUAGUGGAGCUGCUGCAGGACAUGAAGAUCACCCCCCGCUUGGUCAUGCAGUUCCACAAGAUCUUCAAGAGGUUGAAGCAGUAUGAUGCCAUUACACUGCGAGUUGGACCAAAUGAGGUCAGCACAUCCAGCAUGACCCGGCUAGUGAAGAACCAUCGCAAGUGGGUGGCCAAGAUCAUGAUCCUGUUGCUUGACUUGGCAGGUUUUAGAGAUACGGUGACCUGGGACGGCUUUCUCUAUGUCACAAUGCAGUUCUGCGCCUUGUCCAAGCUUGAGCUUUGCCAGGUGAUGUUCUACGUGGUGUGCAAGGAAAUGAAGAGCUGGACGGUGCAUUACCUCACCAGCAGCCAGCUGGAAGAUUUCUACGAUGACUACUACCAAUGCCCAGUAGCAGCGUUCAACACGAGCUCUAUUGACUUCGCCAAGCUACCGCUGGCCAAGUAUCGCAUGCAGGACUUCAUCGAGCUGUGUUAUAGAUUCAGCCAGCUCAUCAAUCCAUGCAUGCACCUUCAGAGGUCCCUGCAACAGUCGCUGCCCUCUUUGCGGUUUUGGUCGGACUAUGACAGGGUGAAGGUGUACAACCGCAAAAUUACAAUUGACUUCUUUCGGUUUAAGAAAGUGACCAACAUGUUGGAGCUCAUGCAACGACAGGCUGGCAAAAGUCUGGGCCCCAUACAGCAGCACCGGUUUGCAGUCAACGAGCAGUUUGCAGUUCUGGAGAACUCAAGCCUGGGCUUCAAGGACAAUAUUGAAAAGUUCCGCUCCACUGUGCUCAAGGCGAUGGAACUGUGCCGCCCAACUCAGAGUGGGGUUCUGCCUCUGCCAACGUUGGGCGUGCACCCUCCUACAAAGACAAAGUUGCAGCGAGAGAUGCAACUGCCACAGUGGAUGCAUCGACAUUUGGAGAUGAAUGAGGCGCCUGGAAUUCAUGGCGGACACGCGCUGGGGCACGCGGCGCAGCUUGAAGCAAAUAAGCGCGAAAAGGUGCCAACCAUGCUCCAAGCAUCGCAGAUGCCAAAGUCCGUGGAAGAAGCAGAGGCUUUAGUGCGCUCAACUUUCGGAGAGAUGGCAACGAGGAGCAAGAUCAAGCAAAUCGCGGCAAAUCUAUUUCAGCAUGCCGCAAAGCCACCAAGUGAAGACAGCAGACAGAAGUCUGUUGUUCGAAGUCAGGAGCUCGAGUUUAUCCGGAUGAGCCGUCAAGAGGUGGAGCCACCAAACCUCGUGCGCACCAUGUACAGGCUUUUUCAGGAGGAGCUCAUCAAUAGGACGCCGAAGGAGGCGGCAAUCUAGCAGGUGCCUACAGGGUCUCGGAUUUAGGCUGGGGCAUCGCUCGCGAUGCAAGUAGACAUUAGGCCGAGUAUUGUUUCACUUUACGAUGGCUGUGCCAUAGGCAAGGCCAGGCUUUGGGUGCUGCCUUGCAAACGAGUUGUC
This is a messenger RNA of Effrenium voratum, 1670 nucleotides long. NCBI's taxonomy places the organism in Eukaryota, Dinophyceae, Suessiales, Symbiodiniaceae. The record is from the annotation of a GenBank genome assembly.